AAGAACAUUAGACAUCAGUGAUUGGGUGAAUGGCUGCUCUCACUAUGAACAUUAGGCAUCGGUGAUUGGGUGAAUGGCUGCUCUUACUAUGAACAUUAGGCAUCGGUGAUUGGGUGAAUGGCUGCUCUCACUAAGAACAUUAGACAUCAGUGAUUGGGUGAAUGGCUGCUCUCACUAUAAACAUUAGACAUCAGUGAUUGGGUGAAUGGCUGCUCUCACUAAGAACAUUAGGCAUCAGUGAAUGGCUGCUCUCACUAAGUACAUUAGACAUCAGUGAUUGGGUGAAUGGCUGCUCUCACUAUAAACAUUAGACAUCAGUGAUUGGGUGAAUGGCUGCUCUCACUAUGAACAUUAGACAUCAGUGAUUGGGUGAAUGGCUGCUCUCACUAAGAACAUUAGGCAUCAGUGAUUGGGUGAAUGGCUGCUCUCACUAAGAACAUUAGACAUCAGUGAUUGGGUGAAUGGCUGCUCUCACUAUAAACAUUAGACAUCAGUGAUUGGGUGAAUGGCUGCUCUCACUAAGAACAUUAGACAUCAGUGAUUGGGUGAAUGUCUGCUCUCACUAAGAACAUUAGACAUCAGUGAUUGGGUGAAUGGCUGCUCUCACUAUGAACAUUAGACAUCAGUGAUUGGGUGAAUGGCUGCUCUCACUAAGAACAUUAGACAUCAGUGAUUGGGUGAAUGGCUGCUCUCACUAUGAACAUUAGACAUCAGUGAUUGGGUGAAUGGCUGCAAUGCAUGAGGUUUUCGUUUGUUUUACACAUUUCUACUCCACCACCUAGUUUCACUUUAGUCCUGUAAUUAAUUAUUGGUUCUGUCAUACAAGGAAAGGCUUGUGUUGUUUGGUAAAGCAAGAACGUAGAGAAAUGCACAUUACAAUGAGUAAUUUAAUACUUCAGCUGUUUUUGGUUCCACUUUACUGAAAGCACCCAGGUUAAAACGUGUGAUAAUGUGUUAUUAGCCUGAACCUUUUAUAAUGUCUUAUCAGGCUUUUAAAAAUGCUUAUCCUGUGUUAAUACCUGUGUGUUUUAAACAGACACAAUGACCAGAAAGAGCUGGAAAUCCAGUCACUAUUGGACUUCUUAAAUGUGCCAUGUUAUAAAUGUUGAAACAUUUGCCUUAAUAACUCAUAAUAACUAUUAAUAACUUAAUAACUUAAUAACUUCGUUUUGCUGCACGUCUUCUUUUCAGUUGGUCGUUUAUAAUAUUUGAAUAUCUUCUCCUUAAUUAAAGGGUUCACUAUGCAAUCCUCUUCCUGAUCUGUCUCACUAUAUUAACCUUCUGCUGCUUAUUUUACAGACUGGUCAUCUUUUCUUAUUUAUUCUUGACAAUCAGUGUUUUCUUGAUACACAAGGUCUGAGUUUCCAAAUGGUAGUGUACUACUUUGGACCAGGGCCCAGUGUGGGGGGGUUAUAUCACUAUAUAGGGAAUAGAAUGCCAUUUGGGACGCUACAGAGAUCUGAACAGCACAAUGACCUGACGGCAGUACGGAUAGAGAUACAGCACAAUGACCUGACGGCAGUACGGAUAGAGAUACAACACAAUGACCUGACGGCAGUACGGAUAGAGAUACAGCACAAUGACCUGACGGCAGUACGGAUAGAGAUACAGCACAAUGACCUGACGGCAGUACGGAUAGAGAUACAACACAAUGACCUGACGGCAGUACGGAUAGAGAUACAACACAAUGACCUGACGGCAGUACGGAUAGAGAUACAACACAAUGACCUGACGGCAGUACGGAUAGAGAUACAACACAAUGACCUGACGGCAGUACGGAUAGAGAUACAGCACAAUGACCUGACGGCAGUACGGAUAGAGAUACAGCACAAUGACCUGACGGCAGUACGGAUAGAGAUACAGCACAAUGACCUGACGGCAGUACGGAUAGAGAUACAACACAAUGACCUGACGGCAGUACGGAUAGAGAUACAACACAAUGACCUGACGGCAGUACGGAUAGAGAUACAACACAAUGACCUGACGGCAGUACGGAUAGAGAUACAACACAAUGACCUGACGGCAGUACGGAUAGAGAUACAACACAAUGACCUGACGGCAGUACGGAUAGAGAUACAACACAAUGACCUGACGGCAGUACGGAUAGAGAUACAACACAAUGACCUGACGGCAGUACGGAUAGAGAUACAGCACAAUGACCUGACGGCAGUACGGAUAGAGAUACAGCACAAUGACCUGACGGCAGUACGGAUAGAGAUACAGCACAAUGACCUGACGGCAGUACGGAUAGAGAUACAGCACAAUGACCUGACGGCAGUACGGAUAGAGAUACAGCACAAUGACCUGACGGCAGUACGGAUAGAGAUACAACACAAUGACCUGACGGCAGUACGGAUAGAGAUACAACACAAUGACCUGACGGCAGUACGGAUAGAGAUACAGCACAAUGACCUGACGGCAGUACGGAUAGAGAUACAGCACAAUGACCUGACGGCAGUACGGAUAGAGAUACAGCACAAUGACCUGACGGCAGUACGGAUAGAGAUACAACACAAUGACCUGACGGCAGUACGGAUAGUGAUACAACACAAUGACCUGACGGCAGUACGGAUAGAGAUACAGCACAAUGACCUGACGGCAGUACGGAUAGAGAUACAACACAAUGACCUGACGGCAGUAUGGAUAGAGAUACAACACAAUGACCUGACGGCAGUACGGAUAGAGAUACAGCACAAUGAACAGCACAAUGACCUGACGGCAGUACGGAUAGAGAUACAGCACAAUGACCUGACGGCAGUACGGAUAGAGAUACAGCACAAUGACCUGACGGCAGUACGGAUAGAGAUACAGCACAAUGACCUGACGGCAGUAUGGAUAGAGAUACAACACAAUGACCUGACGGCAGUACGGAUAGUGAUACAACACAAUGACCUGACGGCAGUACGGAUAGAGAUACAGCACAAUGACCUGACGGCAGUACGGAUAGAGAUACAACACAAUGACCUGACGGCAGUAUGGAUAGAGAUACAACACAAUGACCUGACGGCAGUACGGAUAGAGAUACAGCACAAUGAACAGCACAAUGACCUGACGGCAGUACGGAUAGAGAUACAACACAAUGACCUGACGGCAGUACGGAUAGAGAUACAACACAAUGACCUGACGGCAGUAUGGAUAGAGAUACAACACAAUGACCUGACGGCAGUACGGAUAGAUAUACAGCACAAUGAACAGCACAAUGACCUGACGGCAGUACGGAUAGAGAUACAACACAAUGACCUGACGGCAGUACGGAUAGAUAUACAGCACAAUGAACAGCACAAUGACCUGACGGCAGUACGGAUAGAGAUACAACACAAUGACCUGACGGCAGUACGGAUAGAUAUACAGCACAAUGAACAGCACAAUGACCUGACGGCAGUACGGAUAGAUAUACAGCACAAUGAACAGCACAAUGACCUGACGGCAGUACGGAUAGAGAUACAACACAAUGACCUGACGGCAGUAUGGAUAGAGAUACAACACAAUGACCUGACGGCAGUACGGAUAGAUAUACAGCACAAUGAACAGCACAAUGACCUGACGGCAGUACGGAUAGAGAUACAACACAAUGACCUGACGGCAGUACGGAUAGAGAUACAACACAAUGACCUGACGGCAGUACGGAUAGAGAUACAACACAAUGGCCUGACGGCAGUACGGAUAGAUAUACAACACAAUGACCUGACGGCAGUACGGAUAGAUAUACAACACAAUGACCUGACGGCAGUACGGAUAGAGAUACAGCACAAUGACCUGACGGCAGUACGGAUAGAGAUACAACACAAUGACCUGACGGCAGUACGGAUAGAGAUACAGCACAAUGACCUGACGGCAGUACGGAUAGAGAUACAACACAAUGACCUGACGGCAGUACGGAUAGAGAUACAACACAAUGACCUGACGGCAGUACGGAUAGAGAUACAACACAAUGACCUGACGGCAGUACGGAUAGAGAUACAACACAAUGACCUGACGGCAGUACGGAUAGAUAUACAACACAAUGACCUGACGGCAGUACGGAUAGAGAUACAACACAAUGACCUGACGGCAGUACGGAUAGAGAUACAACCUGCCACGUACUCUGCUUCGUAGUAGGUUUUACUAAUGGUAAUGAAUCUAUGACUUUUUGAUGAAAAAAACAUUUAAAAAUCUGUUUUAUUUUUACCAAUCAGUCAGCAGCUCAUUUUAAAGGGAUUCAUUAAUCUACACAUCAUUAUGUACAUUAAAUGAUCUAUGUUCAUUAAAUGAUCUAGAUUAUUACACUCUGGGCUCACAAAGUGACUAUAUAAAGGCUUUAAUAGCAGUUUGUGUACAUACAUUUGAUAAAAUACAUUGUGUGGAUGAAUGAAUGUCAGGACAAUGAAAAUAAAAGAGCUCACGUCUGUGUUGUUUAAUGCAGCUAAAGGCAUAAAGUUCAUAUGUAAAGUUCAUAUGUAAAGUUAAUAUGUAAAGUUCAUAUGUAAAGUUAAUAUGUAAAGUUCAUAUGUGUUUUAAUAAACAUACUGGUUUGGUUCAACAUU
This is a messenger RNA of Oncorhynchus keta (chum salmon), 4523 nucleotides long. RefSeq lists its product as uncharacterized. The transcript has 2 exons. NCBI's taxonomy places the organism in Eukaryota, Metazoa, Chordata, Actinopteri, Salmoniformes, Salmonidae. Gene Ontology annotation, molecular function: protein binding. Bases 1369 to 4095 code for a protein of 908 amino acids. The record is from RefSeq and is a predicted model, not a curated record.